AUGAAUUUCCAUUUCAGCACUAAACGUUUGGUCAUUGGUGUCUUCCUCAUCGCUAUCAUUUUACUUAUCGCCGCCAUAAUAAUCAUUAUCCUAUUCCUGACAGGAGUGAUUUCUAUGGCAAGAGAACCUUAUAUCAUGGACAUAACCACAGCGACAUUGCCACCAGUGGUAUAUCCGCCUUCACCGUCGAUUCCAAUUACUCAGACUCCAAUUCUACCUCCAGUUGUCGCUAUACCGAAUUACACGUAUGCGGGAACUUUUCUCUUACUACGACAAGCAAAUCCAGCCUACGACACGAAAACUUCCGAAGUCUUCCGUUCAGCAUUCACUAUGAUUCAGUCAGCUCUGACAGCAACGGUGGCUCAUUCUUCACUACAAUCUUACAAUCCAUUCGUUGCACUGAACGACAUACAGAACAGAGGAGCCGACUUACUCGUAAGCUUCCGAUUAGAACUGCAAUCUCGAGCUCCUCUCGACACACGAGCGAUUCAGAACACUUUGCGUGGUGAACGAACGAAUAUCGAAGCGGAGUUGGGUUUAAACGCGUCAAUCGAUCCGCAAAGCAUUACUGUAACACAGACCUUCAAGUGA
This is a messenger RNA of Haemonchus placei, 591 nucleotides long. The record is from the annotation of a GenBank genome assembly. Lineage: Eukaryota; Metazoa; Nematoda; Chromadorea; Rhabditida; Trichostrongylidae.